This is a messenger RNA of Rattus norvegicus (Norway rat), 5418 nucleotides long. It is a transcript of the gene Ltbp3, whose product is annotated as latent transforming growth factor beta binding protein 3. Gene Ontology annotation, cellular component: extracellular matrix; non-collagenous component of basement membrane; transforming growth factor beta complex. NCBI's taxonomy places the organism in Eukaryota, Metazoa, Chordata, Mammalia, Rodentia, Muridae. Gene Ontology annotation, molecular function: transforming growth factor beta binding; calcium ion binding. The record is from RefSeq and is a predicted model, not a curated record. Gene Ontology annotation, biological process: positive regulation of mesenchymal stem cell differentiation; regulation of cell differentiation; transforming growth factor beta receptor signaling pathway.
GGCAGGGUGGGCACCAGGAAGCCCUCUAAAAGGGGUGGGGUGUGUGGCAUUGGCAGGGAAGUCAGAUUUCUAGCUUUGUUCUUUCUGCUCUUCUUCUGGAUCCUACAGGCUUCUUCCAGGGACCUCAGUGAACCUUGGCCAGAAGGUGCUCUCUCCUGCUUAAAUCGUUUCCUUCAAGGGGAAGGCAGGACCAGAAAUAACUUCCCAUGACUUCAGGGCUUGGAGGACCCCUACGUGUACAAAUGCCAAUGGGCAAAAGUUAACAGACCUCUGGUCCUCUGAGCAAGGCUCACAUGCCUUAGUUUCCCCAUUUUGACCGGGUGGGAAAGUAACUGGCUGGGAAGGUGUACGCAGGCCUCUGCACCCGCCUGGAGGAAUUUGAUGGGGCAGGCCCGCGAGUCCCCAGGUGAGGAUUCUUCUGGAAAGGACCCAGCUCAGUUCCUGCGCGGGGCGGGCACCUGAGGAACUACCCCCAUUCCAGCCGGCGCCUUCCCUGCCGCACAUCGUCGCUUCUCCGGGCAGCAGCGAAAGACGCGUGAACCAGAAGGAAAAAAAGAGAGAGGGAGAAAAAAAAAGUGUCUCCCUGGCCCGGGGCCAGCGUCCCAGCCCCCCUCGCCGCCGGCGCGCUCCAGCCAGGGAAAACAACUGCUCACUUCUCCCUGCGUCCUCCCCGCGCGCUCCCUGCUUCCCGGCGGCCGCGGGAGAGGAGCCCGGCCAGGGGGAGGCGCGGAGCGGGCUGGCCGCCCGGCCUUCCUCUCCCCUCGCUCCUCCUCUCCGCCUCCACUUGCUCCGGCCUCCUCGCUCCGGCCUCAGUUCUCCCGGCCAGGGAACUUUCUUCGCUCUCCCCUCAGUGCAGCUUCCAUCGCUCUCCCUCGCAACCGAGAUCCCGGCCGCUCCUGCUGUCCCCUCCCUGCCCUUGGCUUCUGGCCCCGCUCAGCCCUCUGCAGCCCUCUCCCGGGCUCCCAACACUCGAUCCCCUGCUCGGGCUCCACCCCCGAUCUCCGAGGGUCGUGCGGCCCCGGAUGCCCGGGCCCCGAGGGGCUGCCCGCGGCCUGGCCCCUGCGAUGCGCCAGGCGGGGGCAUCGGGGCUGCUGGCGCUACUGCUGCUGGCGCUGCUGGGCCCCGGCGGCGGGGCGGAGGGGGGGCCGGCCGGCGAGCGGGGCACAGGCGGGGGCGGGGCGCUGGCCCGCGAACGCUUCAAGGUGGUCUUUGCGCCGGUGAUCUGCAAGCGGACCUGUCUGAAGGGCCAGUGUCGGGACAGCUGUCAGCAGGGCUCCAAUAUGACGCUCAUCGGAGAGAACGGCCACAGCACCGACACGCUCACCGGUUCUGGCUUCCGCGUGGUGGUGUGCCCUCUACCCUGCAUGAACGGUGGCCAGUGCUCCUCCCGAAACCAGUGCCUGUGUCCCCCGGAUUUCACGGGGCGCUUCUGCCAGGUGCCUGCCGCAGGAACUGGAGCCGGCACCGGCAGUUCAGGCCCCGGACUGGCCCGGACCGGAGCCAUGUCCACAGGCCCGCUGCCGCCCCUUGUCCCAGAAGGAGAGUCUGUGGCUAGCAAACACGCCAUUUAUGCGGUGCAGGUGAUCGCAGAUCCUCCCGGGCCGGGGGAGGGUCCUCCUGCACAACAUGCAGCCUUCUUGGUGCCCCUGGGGCCAGGACAAAUCUCAGCAGAAGUGCAGGCUCCGCCCCCUGUGGUGAACGUGCGUGUCCAUCACCCUCCUGAAGCUUCCGUUCAGGUGCACCGCAUCGAGGGGCCGAAUGCUGAAGGUCCAGCCUCCUCCCAGCACCUGCUGCCGCAUCCCAAGCCCCCGCACCCGAGGCCACCCACCCAAAAACCACUGGGCCGCUGCUUCCAGGACACACUGCCCAAGCAGCCUUGUGGCAGCAACCCUUUGCCCGGCCUCACCAAGCAGGAAGAUUGCUGCGGUAGCAUCGGUACUGCCUGGGGACAAAGCAAGUGUCACAAGUGCCCACAGCUUCAGUAUACAGGGGUGCAGAAGCCAGGACCUGUACGUGGGGAGGUGGGUGCUGACUGCCCCCAGGGCUACAAGAGGCUCAACAGCACCCACUGCCAGGACAUCAACGAAUGUGUGAUGCCCGGCAUGUGUCGCCAUGGUGACUGUCUCAACAACCCUGGCUCUUACCGCUGUGUCUGCCCGCCUGGUCAUAGCCUGGGUCCCUCGCGCACACAGUGCAUUGCCGACAAACCAGAGGAGAAGAGCCUGUGUUUCCGCCUCGUGAGCACUGAGCAUCAGUGCCAGCACCCACUGACCACACGCCUCACACGCCAGCUCUGCUGCUGCAGUGUGGGUAAAGCCUGGGGCGCCCGGUGCCAGCGCUGCCCAGCAGAUGGUACAGCAGCCUUCAAGGAGAUCUGCCCGGCUGGGAAAGGGUACCAUAUCCUCACCUCCCACCAGACCCUCACCAUCCAGGGUGAAAGUGAUUUCUCCCUCUUCCUGCACCCUGAUGGGCCACCCAAACCCCAGCAGCUUCCUGAAAGCCCCAGCCGAGCACCAGCACUCGAGGACACAGAGGAAGAGAGAGGAGUGACCUUGGACCCACCAGUGAGCGAGGAGCGAUCGGUGCAACAGAGCCACCCCACUACCACCACCUCACCUGCCCGGCCUUACCCAGAGCUGAUCUCUCGCCCCUCCCCACCUACCUUCCACCGAUUCCUGCCAGACUUGCCCCCAUCCCGAAGUGCGGUGGAGAUCGCCCCCACUCAGGUCACAGAGACCGAUGAGUGCCGAUUGAACCAGAACAUCUGUGGCCAUGGACAGUGUGUGCCUGGCCCCUCGGAUUACUCCUGCCACUGCAACCCGGGCUACCGGUCACAUCCACAGCACCGAUAUUGUGUUGAUGUGAACGAGUGUGAGGCAGAGCCCUGCGGUCCCGGGAGAGGCAUCUGCAUGAACACUGGUGGCUCCUAUAAUUGUCACUGCAACCGAGGCUACCGCCUCCACGUGGGUGCAGGGGGCCGCUCGUGCGUGGACCUAAACGAGUGCGCCAAGCCUCAUCUGUGUGGUGACGGUGGCUUCUGCAUCAACUUUCCUGGUCACUACAAAUGCAACUGCUAUCCUGGCUACCGGCUCAAGACCUCACGACCACCCGUUUGCGAAGACAUCGACGAAUGUCGCGACCCUAGCACCUGCCCUGAUGGCAAAUGUGAAAACAAACCUGGCAGCUUCAAGUGCAUCGCCUGCCAGCCUGGCUAUCGCAGCCAGGGGGGCGGAGCCUGUCGUGAUAUCAACGAAUGCUCCGAGGGGAGCCCCUGCUCUCCUGGAUGGUGUGAGAACCUCCCGGGCUCUUACCGUUGCACGUGUGCCCAGGGAUACGAGCCCGCACUGGAUGGCCUCAGUUGCAUAGACAUGGAUGAGUGUGAGACCGGGAACAUAUGCCACGAUGGCAUCUGCACGAACACACCAGGCUCCUUCCAGUGUCAGUGCCUCUCUGGCUAUCAUCUGUCAAGGGACCGGAGCCAUUGUGAGGACAUUGAUGAAUGUGACUUCCCCGCGGCCUGCAUUGGGGGUGACUGCAUCAAUACCAAUGGUUCCUACCGAUGUCUUUGUCCCCAAGGCCAUCGGCUGGUGGGAGGCAGGAAGUGCCAAGAUAUAGAUGAGUGCAGCCAGGACCCAGGCCUGUGCCUGCCCCACGGGGCCUGCGAGAAUCUCCAGGGCUCCUAUGUCUGUGUCUGCGAUGAGGGUUUCACACUCACCCAGGACCAGCAUGGAUGUGAGGAGGUGGAGCAGCCCCACCACAAGAAGGAAUGCUACCUUAACUUUGAUGACACAGUGUUCUGUGACAGUGUAUUGGCUACCAAUGUCACCCAGCAGGAGUGUUGUUGCUCUCUGGGGGCCGGCUGGGGAGACCAUUGUGAAAUCUAUCCCUGUCCAGUCUACAGCUCAGCUGAAUUUCACAGCCUGUGUCCUGAUGGAAAGGGCUACACUCAAGACAACAACAUCGUGAACUAUGGCAUUCCAGCCCACCGUGACAUCGACGAAUGCAUAUUGUUUGGGGCAGAGAUCUGUAAGGAGGGCAAGUGCGUGAAUACGCAACCCGGCUACGAGUGCUACUGCAAGCAGGGCUUCUAUUACGACGGCAACCUGCUGGAGUGCGUGGAUGUGGAUGAGUGCUUGGAUGAGUCCAACUGCAGGAACGGAGUGUGUGAGAACACACGCGGAGGCUACCGCUGCGCCUGCACACCGCCCGCAGAGUACAGCCCCGCGCAGCGCCAGUGUCUGAGCCCGGAGGAGAUGGGUGAGGCCCGGGGGAUCAGUGCGGGGAGCAGAGCCCAGGAGGAGAUGGACAUGGAUGAGUGCCAGGAUCCGGCUGCUUGCCGCCCUGGCCGCUGCGUCAACCUCCCGGGCUCCUACCGCUGCGAGUGUCACCCGCCCUGGGUGCCCGGGUCCUCCGGCCGCGACUGCCAGCUCCCCGAGAGCCAGGCGGAGCAUGGCCCAGAGCGACGAGAAGUAUGCUGGGGCCAGCGCGGAGAGGACGGCAUGUGUAUGGGGCCCCUGGCGGGACCUGCCCUCACUUUCGAUGACUGUUGCUGCCGCCAGGGCCGUGGCUGGGGUACCCAGUGCAGACCGUGCCCGCCGCGUGGCACUGGGUCCCAGUGCCCGACUUCACAGAGUGAGAGCAAUUCUUUCUGGGAUACAAGUCCCCUGCUACUGGGGAAGUCUCCACGAGUAGAUGAGGACAGCUCGGAAGAGGAUUCAGAUGAGUGCCGCUGUGUGAGUGGCCGCUGUGUGCCACGGCCAGGAGGGGCAGUAUGUGAAUGUCCUGGGGGCUUUCAGCUGGACGCCUCCCGUGCCCGCUGCGUGGACAUUGAUGAGUGCCGAGAGCUGAACCAGCGCGGGCUGCUGUGCAAGAGUGAGCGGUGUGUGAACACCAGUGGCUCCUUCCGCUGUGUCUGCAAAGCUGGCUUCACCCGCAGCCGCCCUCACGGUGCCUGUGUGCCUCAGCGGCGCCGCUGAUGCAGUCUUAGCCCACACCUCAGUGAUCAUCCGUCGAGGGUACUCUCCACUGAAAGUGGAGACAAGAACAUCCUUUGCUUCUGACCAAAUGAGAGCAUGGACCCAAGGACCCUUCUGGGCCCACAGAGCUCCUGCCCACACCCCAAAACCAAGGGUGCUCCUGUCUGCAGAGUGCUGUCUGCUUUCCUCCCUGAGGAUGAUUUCUAGAAACUUCCAAGUCAGAUCUGCCCCUUUAAUUUACUCUUGGCUUUCAAGGCAAAUUGAUAUUCACAUCCAAAGCUGGUUGGGACGGCAGCACCAAGACCUACUGCUUGGGCAGGUUAGGCUGAGCUGGAACCCAGGAUGUGAAAUAGAAUUUAUUGUGGCUCUGAUUAUGUACACUAGAUGUGCCUGACCUGCUGACCAGGCUGACAUGGUUUGUACAAUAAAUACAUCCUCCGGG